AUGCUCCUCAGGAACAGCCGGAGAAGUCUUUCCCUCCACCAUGCAACCGUCUUCCGACCCUCUCGACCGACGCCAAGAUAUCCAUUGACGACAAUAAACGCGAGCGACAGAAGCAGACGUCUUUUCGGCACACAAAAUGAUGGACGGCCCACAGCGAGAAGAGGUAGCCUCAGCGGCGGGCGCAAUCUUGCCACCGCCGUAGACGACCACCAAUCCAUCGCGAGCUCCAACUACGACAGACUAGACAGUUCUGUCCUGUCAGCAUACCAGAACGUCUCAGCUCGCCCGAGAUAUCACGAGUUGCGCGCCUUCGAUCCCGCCUCGCCACUGGUUCUCCAAGAGAGCAACGCACCGCAACAACCUCGGGGGAAAAUAAACAAUUUCGGCGUUCCUGGCGAUGUGGACGAAUUGUUGCCGAUAUUCGAUGCCUGCAUCCGCGUCGGCAAAGUCGAUCGGGCACAAAUGGUCCUCAAGCGCCUGGCUGCUGUCCCAAGCUUCCCUGGCGAAGACUUGAUUUUCCUGCAUAACCGAUUCAUCCGAGCCUCUCUCGAGCAGCUGCGCCUCCAUCCCGACCGGAAACAAGCCGAGAGCCUUCACAAGUGGUACGAGUUGCACAUCAACACCAGAGGCCUCCCCCAAACUGCCGAGACUAUCGCUUGCAUGCUCAAGGCCUCUCUUAUCUCCGAACGCGACGCCAACAGGCGUCACCGGCUGGUUACUCGCUACAUGAGACUGGCACCCGGCGAGGCGGGCUUGCAAGUCUUAUCGAUGGCCGAGAUCCUUAGCGAUCAAGACCUCGCAGUCAUUACGGAAAUUUGCCCGAUAUACAAUCUCGCGCCUGAAGAAGAUACUUCAGCCGCUGAAGCCAAUGAUGAGCACAUUGCCGCUGAAGAAAGCGAAGCUUUGGGGUCCGCUUCUGCAAAGCCUAUGCCGGAAGUCAUGGCCACACCUCAGAAAGGAUUCGGACUGAAGAGUUUAAAGCAGACUCUGAGCCUUUUCGACGAAAUCCCUCAAGAAUGCGACAUCUCCACACUUCCCCUUCGCGAACGAAGGGAGAUCCAGGCUCGUCUCGAGCGCGACUGUGUUGACGCAGCCGUAGAGCGAUGGCGCGAAGAGAACGAAUCUCUGCAAAAGAUGGGUCUCAAUACUUCGGUAGCACAUGCGUCACUCAACUCCCGCUUGUACGACUGGCAACUUGCACUGGAGGCGCGGCUUAAGGAGGAAAUGGUCAAAAUCGAGAAGUCCGAGGCCGUGGCGAAGAAGACGCCUGAAGACUAUGACCGAUGCGUGUACGGUCCUUUCUUCAGACUUUCUACGCCUAGUCGUCUGGCCGCUGUUACCAUUCUCAGCACCUUGAGUUCUACUGCCAUCACCGGUGUUGACCGUGGCAUGGGUCUUGCUACCGCCAUUAGCGGCCUCGCAAAACUCACCGAGGAGGAUAUUCGAAGUCAACUUGCGAGCCAGAAGGUUAAAAAGGCCGACAAGAGCAGAAAGGUCGUCAUGGCCAAAACUGCGGAGGUUACAGACAAAAGUUCAUCAAAAGAGGUGGCCAGUAAUGAAUUGUUCAGUGACGAACAAGCCAGGGACGCUGUGCUAGCUGAUGCGGCUUGGCCUCCUGCGGUGAAGGCCAAGGUCGGCGCGGCCCUAAUGUCUGCUCUCAUCGAGACCGCCAAGAUCAAAGUCGUGAGGGAACAUCCCGAAACGAAGACCCUCGUCAGCCAGUUCCAGCCCGCGUUCUCUCACGCUACGCAGCUCAGGAGGGGCAAGAAGAUCGGUAUGAUUUUGCUCAACAAGGAGCUCGUCAACAUCAUGAAGCGAGAACCUCAGGGCGACUUCCUGGCUAAACAUCUACCUAUGGUUGUGGAGCCGGAGCCGUGGCAGGCCUUCGACAAGGGCGGCUUUCUGGAAAGCAAAGCGAGUCUUGUUCGUAUCAAGCAGGGUGACAAGGACCAGAGGCUGUACAGCGAAGCAGCUAUCGCCCGCGGAGAUAUGGACCAAGUGUUCAAAGGGUUGGAUGUUCUGGGUAGGACCGCUUGGCGGAUUAACAAUUCGGUUCUCAGCGUUAUGCUCGAUGUUUGGAACAGUGGCGAGGAACUGGCAAACAUCCCGGCGUUGAACCCCGAUAUACCUACGCCGCCCGAGCCUGCGCCCUCUGAAGACCCCUCUGAACGCAUUCUCUGGAUCAGAGCCGUCAAGGCCGCCGAGAACGAGAGAGGUGGCUUGCAUUCCGUUCGCUGCUUCAUGAACUUCCAGCUGGAAAUCGCCCGUGCUUUCAGGAACCAGACUUUUUACUUCCCUCACAACAUUGACUUCCGGGGUCGUGCCUACCCACUACCGACAUACCUCAACCAUAUGGGUGCCGACCACGUCCGUGGCAUUCUUCGCUUUGCGAAGGGCAAGGAGCUCGGCGAGCAGGGUCUAAAGUGGCUCAAGGUUCACUUGUCUAACGUGUUCGGUUUCGACAAGGCCAGUCUCAACGACAGAGCAGCAUUCACUAUGGACAACUUGGCCAAUGUCAUAGACUCAGCCACCAACCCUCUCAAUGGCAACCGCUGGUGGCUCAAGGCCGAGGACCCUUGGCAAUGUCUUGCAGCUUGUUUCGAGCUCAAGGCAGCGCUUGAAUCCCCGGAACCAGAGAGAUACGUCUCUAGCCUUCCGGUGCACCAGGACGGCACCUGUAACGGUCUUCAGCACUAUGCCGCCCUCGGUGGUGACAUUUGGGGUGCUCGCCAGGUCAAUCUCGUACCCGGCGACAAGCCUGCUGACGUCUACUCUGCUGUUGCCAAUAUUGUCAAAGAUCACAUCGCCAAGGACGCGGAGGGAGGCAACCCUUUCGCCAAGGCCAUGGACGGAAAGAUCACGAGAAAGGUGGUCAAGCAGACCGUCAUGACCAACGUUUACGGCGUCACAUUUGCUGGUGCCAAGAAGCAGGUCUGUAAGCAGCUUGAUUCGCUGUACCCCAACUUGCCGAAGGAGUGCGGCUUCGAGAACAUCGUUACUGCAUCUUAUGUGGCUACUCUCGUCUUCAAGGCUCUGUCGUCCAUGUUCCGCGGCGCUCACGAUAUUCAGUACUGGCUCGGUGAGAUUGGCGGCCGGGUCUGCAGGGCUUUGUCCGCCGAGCAAUUGGAGCGGAUCGCUAAUGAUGGAAUCGUGCCUGUGCUAUCCAAGACCAAGGCUGUCGAGAACAGGACUUCCACUGACGAACUCCUGGCACAAUUCCGCGCCACUAUUGUCUGGACCACACCGCUACGCAUGCCCAUCGCCCAGCCGUACCGCAAGAGUGGAACCCGAAUCAUAAAGACGUCGCUCCAGGACCUCUCCCUCACAAUUCCCGAGCGCUCCGAUCCCGUACACCGCAAGAAGCAGCUGCAAGCAUUCCCUCCCAAUUUCAUUCACUCUCUCGACGCAACGCACAUGCUGCUGUCCGCGCUGGAGUGCUCUGAGCUUGGACUGGACUUUGCUGCUGUUCAUGACUCCUUCUGGACCCACGCCGCUGACGUCAACACCAUGAACCGUGUUCUCCGUGACGCCUUCGUCAGAAUUCACGAGGAGGAUGUUGUUGGCCGUCUCGCUGCCGAGUUUGAGGCUCGUUACCGUGGCUCUAUCUACAUGGCAAAGAUCAAUGUCGGAACCGAUGUCGAGAAGAAGAUUGCGGCGCUGAGAAAGAAGAAGAAGGUGUCGUUCAAGGAUGAGCUCCUAGCUGAGCACAAAAGACAGACGCUCCUCCGCUCCGGGAAUCCCGAGCUGAUUGCGGAAGCCAAGGAGAUGGUGACACCCGCUAGCAUCUUUGAAGAGAUGGCGGCUACCGAAGCCCUGGUGAAGGGCGAGGACUUGAAGGCAAUCGGCCUUGGUGAGAUUUCGGAGGAUGCGGACGAGACCGACAUCAAGAUGGAGUCAGGUGCUGGUGAUGAAGCCAACGAUGCCGAGACAUCUCAUGCCGUCGAUGAGGAGCUUCUCAGCGGAGCCAGCUCCCGAUUCGCCACAAAAAUGCUGAAGAACAUGGAAGAAUCGCACUUCAAGCAACAUUUACUCGCUAAGCCCGGGAAGUCGACCUCACGUCCUAAGACCAUCCAGGUCUGGCUUCCUUUGACCUUCCCCCCGAUUCCCGAGAAGGGCGACUUCGACGUUCAGAGACUCAAAGAGAGUGAGUACUUCUUCUCAUGA
This is a messenger RNA of Colletotrichum acutatum, 4164 nucleotides long. Its product is annotated as DNA-dependent RNA polymerase. The record is from RefSeq and is a predicted model, not a curated record. The transcript has a single exon. Gene Ontology annotation, cellular component: mitochondrial DNA-directed RNA polymerase complex. Gene Ontology annotation, biological process: mitochondrial transcription. The coding region runs from base 1 to 4164 and encodes 1387 amino acids. NCBI's taxonomy places the organism in Eukaryota, Fungi, Ascomycota, Sordariomycetes, Glomerellales, Glomerellaceae. Gene Ontology annotation, molecular function: mitochondrial promoter sequence-specific DNA binding; DNA-directed RNA polymerase activity.